AAAACAUAACUUAUAAGAACGAACGUAGUUUAUUUUUUAUCAAUUUUACUUUAAUAGAAAUGGAACAGCCGCGCCAAAAAAUUCCGAAAGACGGUUGGGGUCCGAGGGGAGCCCCGGAUUGUUAUUACACAUCGCGCGUUUUGAACUCGACAUUCCGUUACGUGAAGUUCGUGCGCAAACUUCGCGCGUUAGAAGAGGAUGAACGUCGGGGCGCUGAGAAUAAACUAAAAGAGUUGAAAGACAAACAGAUCAGCGACUUCUUUAUACGAUGCGACCGGAGAUCGCUCAUCAACAACGUUGCUCGUCGUGUUGAUCUGUGCAUGGCGUCAUACGAAGAAGAUCUGAAACAGAAAAGGCAAAAACUGAUAGAUUUGUAUGCGGCAGAAGAAGAAGACAACAUUCGCAAAUUUGUGGUACAAGCGCAAGCGGGAGCGGAAGCGAUUUGGCAAGACAAGGUCAAUAGGCUUGAGUAUCUGCUGGCUAAGCGAAAGAAGGAGCAUGAGGAUAAAUACAAGGACACGCCGCUAUCAAAGUGCGUGCACGUACUGCCGUGCGUGUACAAACUCCGUGCGAAAGAGACACAAGAAAUCCAGCUGUACCAGAUGAGAGAGAAGGAGUCAAGACAACUGGCCGAGAAAGAGUUUGACAAGAUGUGGCACGAGCUGGCUUUGAAGGAAUCUGAUGCACUGGCUGCUAGAAUGGAACUGGACGCCAUCGAGCGUCUUCGCCGCGAUCACGAAUGCAAGCAGUACAGUGACUAUCAGCUGGAGCAGAGACGAAUUCAGCGAGAGAAAGAGAGGGAACUGCUCAAGGAAGAGUCGAAGAGAUUCAAGGCCAUGUGGGACGAGGAGAUCAGGAAAGAGCACGAAGCCGAGAACUAUCGUGCUGAGCAAAGGAAGGAAACGGCGCGCGAGAGAGAUCGCAUGAUAGAAGAGAAGAGAGAGAUGAUGGCCCAACAGCGAGCUGCCGACAAGCUGAUAGAAGACACGUGGGACGCGCUGGCGGGGCAGGGGAGAGCGCAAGAGAAGGCGGAGAUGGAGUUGAGGAGGAGAAAGGAGCGUGAAUUAGAUGAAUGUAACCGCGAGAUGAUCAGGCUCAAGAAGGAGUUUCAAGACAUGGAGAAGAAUUUGGAGGCGCCUCUCGCAGAAGAUGCGAGGAGGAGACAAGAGUUUAUCGAUAAAAAGAGAUGCGAAUAUCUAACGUGGUCCCAGAAGACAAACAGGGACGUCCGCAAAGCAAUGAUAGACCAGAUAAAAGACCGCGAAAAGGCCAGAGAGGUUUUGAAACAGAAGAUGGCGGAGCAAGAUGAGUAUCAGAGGCAACUGUUCGAUCAGCUGAGCCAGCUGGUCGACCAUAAACAAGUGACAGACGCGCAGGCCAGGAAGCAGAACCAGAAAUGUCUGUUGCAGCAGAUAGAGUAUAACAAGUUGUUGAAGGAGAGGGCCUUGCAAGAGGAAGUUGAGCAGAGAAAGAAGGCUCAACUCGCCAGCGAGGAAUACGACAGGGAGAUAAAACGGAUGUUGAGUCGGCCUUUCUUCAGUGAGGAUGUGCAUCCGUUUAUGAAGCAGAUCGCCCGCGGCAUAGAGAUGCCUGAAAAAUGUCCUUGCUCCAAAUCCGAUUAUUGCAAAUGAAUUAUUUUUGAUAAAAUAUACGUUUUUGGCAA
Messenger RNA from Leptidea sinapis, 1663 nucleotides. RefSeq names its product trichohyalin-like. Bases 60 to 1631 code for a protein of 523 amino acids. The transcript is spliced from 11 exons. The record is from RefSeq and is a predicted model, not a curated record. Lineage: Eukaryota; Metazoa; Arthropoda; Insecta; Lepidoptera; Pieridae.